ACGAGACCUAUGUCCGUCAAUAUGGUAAAACCGCUGAGACCUUCCUGUCAGUCGACGCUGCCGACACCCACGCCGACGGUCUGAAGAACGAAGGGAUUGUCAAAGGACUUCUGGGCCCUUCACCUUCCUUGUCGAGAUGGAACCGUCGUUUCACUUGUCACCCAAGGCCAAACCUGAAUGAUAGGCAUCUAACUUACGUUAAUUGUAUUCCUUCAACUCGAUUACCAAGACGAGAUGCCGAAGGAAUAGUCUCAUAUGACUAUCGAUGGUAUCAGAUAGUGGUGGUUGACUGGAUAAAUAGCUGCCCUGUCUCGAAGAAUGUAUCUGAAGAAGAGUUUAGAAGGCACUGGGAGAAAGUUCAUGGCCCUAAUCUCGUGCCGUUAAUGAAAAAAUAUGGAGUCAUGUACUAUUCGCAGACCUAUCCAACUCAUAAAAACAGGGGUGUAAUCAGUAAGGCCAUAUUCAGCGACGAUGAUCACACCCUCGACUGUGAUGGAGUCGCGACCGUCGUAUUCCCCUCUGCUGAAGCGGCCCACGGUUUCGCAAACGACCCAGCUCACGAAAAGGUUCUUAAAGAAGGGCACAAAUUCUUUGUUCAAGAGAACUUGACUCGUAUGACCGCGGGCGACGAGGUUGUGUUCGUGAAUGAUAUGACGACCAAAUAA
Molecule: messenger RNA, 665 nt
Organism: Acaulospora colombiana
Lineage: Eukaryota; Fungi; Glomeromycota; Glomeromycetes; Diversisporales; Acaulosporaceae
Source: the annotation of a GenBank genome assembly